Messenger RNA from Hyla sarda, 6130 nucleotides. RefSeq lists its product as uncharacterized. The transcript is spliced from 2 exons. Bases 2457 to 3896 code for a protein of 479 amino acids. The record is from RefSeq and is a predicted model, not a curated record. Lineage: Eukaryota; Metazoa; Chordata; Amphibia; Anura; Hylidae.
AGAAAAAUUAAACUGCUCCGAUUCCUUUGUUAUUUAUCUCCUUACAUGUGAGUGUGGGCUUCAGUAUGUGGGCCGCACGGUACAAACUGUACGUGCCCGCAUAAAUAAACAUAGAUAUAAUAUCAAAAACAAUGUUAUACUACAUAGUGUAUCAAGACACACCACAGCUUUACACAACAGUAACCACAAUUGUUUGAAAUUAACUAUCUUGGAAAGUAUCCCUUUAGAAUAUGAUGACCGCUUUCAAAAAUUAGUGAAUAGGGAAUCCUUUUGGAUUUAUUCCCUUAACUCCUUGUGGCCAAGGGGAUUAAAUGAGACAAUAGAUAAAACAUUUCAAUGAUAGGUUCGGAGUCUUAUUUAUUUAUUUAUCCAUGUAUAUAAAGAAUUUUUAAAGAAAAGUUUUUUUUUAUAUUAUCUUGGAUCACAUGGAAAAACAUCAUUUUAUGCUAAUUAAUUUGUGAUGUCAUUUCCGGUUCCUAUAACCAAAUGAGUAUAUAUGUGUUGUUUUUAUGUAUAUUUAGCAUGUCUGAGGAAAAGGACGGAGCGUCCUUGAAACGUGUUACAUGUGAAUAAAAGUUACCCAUACUUAGCUUGUGGACAGCGCUAUCAUCUAUCCCUCAUCCCCUCACACCUGGCUGGUGUGAAAACUCUGCCGUUCUUAUUCCCACGUUGUUGCCUGGGCGGGAUAUAGCUGCAGUCCACAUCGGAUUGUUGUGCCUCUAUCCUAGCACAACUAUAUCUGAAGACUCAUCUACAGCUAUCUUAUUUGUGUUUAUUGUUGACUACUCUACAGAACAGCUAUACAGGUUGGCAUUUAAUAAUACAUACAUAAUUGUAUUAUGUAAUAUAAACUAAAUGUACAUAAAAAAUUUUUUUUGUUAUAAUCAAUGUCUUAGCAUUACAUGUAGCUGGCACGGACGUCACUGUGCCAAUGUAGUCGAAAUAAAACGUAAAAAUGAGUUUAGUAGCUGUGCUGGAGUCCCUCUAUUUUCUGCCCAAUAUACCCUGUCGUCACAGCCCUGCUGUAUGAGUGAUAUUUAGUGGGGUGGGGGUGAGUGCUGAGUUAUUCAGGGGCGCACUGCUUUACUUGAGUCCUCCGCUGUGGAACUCUUUUACCCUUGCAGUGCUGUUACAAUAUUAACCAAGUUUCAAGCGGAAUGAAGGUUUGCCAGUAUGUGCCUCUUGCUGGAAAAUGCAGAUGGUGGUGUUAUUGGACUAGGUUCAGGGACCAAUGCCUUGAUUUGGCUGGACAGCGGUGAUGUUGUGAUCAGUGGAGCGUGCUCUCAGUUCUCAAGUGAGACGGUAAUGGCUUCGUAAUUGCGUGUACUACUAUGUGUAUAAUAUUUUGGUAUUGGUGUGUGCAGUCCUAGGCUACACACAUUUAUGGAAGCCACAUCCCCAUUUUCAAAAGCGAUUAGUAGGGUUAACUUGUGAUAAGUUGUCAUUUGUUGUGUUAUAAAUUUUGUCUAUUUAGGCUUAGUUCACCUAUGGUGUCUAUGUGUUAAUUUUUUUAAAAGCUGGGCAACAUAGAUCAAAAAUCUAAGUAAUAAAAUGAUGUUUAGUUCUGUGUGUCAAUGUGACAUUAUCCUUUUUUGAUUUUUUUCAGAAGACUCAUCAACAGCUCUUUUCUUUUGCUUUAUUGUCUACUACUUAUCAGAGCCGCUUUUCAGGUUUGCAUAAAAAUUUUACAUAAAGUUAUGUAAUACAUAAAUAUAGUGUGGGUGAUUUUAGAACAACUUGUCCUGAUGUGAAGCUGAAGAGUGUCCCAUGGCAACCGUUCAGAUCGCUUCUUUCAUCAAAAAAGCUAUAUGAUUGUUUGCUUUAGGCAACCCAACAACCUUUAGAUACAUAAAUGUAUUUCCUCUUCAUGCCACACAGAGGUAAUAAAGGGGCAAUGAAAUAGUAGGGUGAAAAUUAGUAGUAGACAUAGUGGCGGAUCAAGGUGAAAUAAUAUGGCACAGUGGUUAAAAUCAUAUGGGGGGGUGGUUUUAGUAGAUUACUAAAAGGCUCUCAGAUAUUCUACUGUAUUUAAGGGUUUUAUAGUUAAUUACAAUCUUCAUUUAGUACAUGACACUACUCUAUAAUUUAUAAAGAUUUUUUUAGCCUCUAUUCACAAUAGGGAACAUCUUCCACUAAUGGACACUAUUUUAUUCCACGUGAUUCUGCACCAUUCUUAGAUUAUAGUGGAUACUAUCUUAUGCCUCAGUUCAAUAAUGUAAUGCUCUCGCACUAAAAUUAUUUAGAAAGCUUUGUAAAAUUUUGGAAGGGGUUACAUUACUGUACUAGUGAACUAACAUAUUAAUCUUGUAUUUAUUAUUUGAAUGGUGCUUUUUCAAUAAAUAUUAUUUUUCAAAUGUUCUCCUAGAAAAUAGAAACAUAAUGUAAUUUUAAUAUUUUUAUAUAGACAUAUUUAGUAUUUAUUUUAAAAUCCAUUAUUCCAUUUUCUUCUUUAGAAAAUGCCGGGCUGCAUUGUCAACGGUUGCAAGUCAAGGAGCGUAAAAGGCGACCAUAAUAUCAUCAUGCAUUCCUUCCCAAGAGAGAGGGAUCGUAUCAUGGCAUGGCUAUUGGCUACAGAUCAAGAGUUUCCCAAAAUUGAUGAACUGGUUGACCACAUUCAUCUCUCUAAAACGAACAAUUAUCGGCUCUGCUCAGCCCAUUUUAAAACUACUGACUAUACCUUUAAUCCAAAUACAGGAAAACAGAGGCUCACCCCCUUUGCCGUCCCUAGUAUUUUCCCUACACGGGAUAUACAAGUUCAAGCUGCCGAGGCAGUUGAGGCUGAAAUCCUGAAUCCUCAAAAGAGGAAAAGAUUGGAUGAAGACGUAGCUUCAACCAAUGGUUUAAAGCCAGGGGAAAUGUGCCCAACCUGCCGAAAUAUUGUACCUCAUGUUAACCCAACUGAAACGGAGCCACAAGCCUCAGAGAUAACGAAAAAGGAAGCAGCAACUAUAUUUGACAGGAAUUGGGGAACCGGAAAUCAGUGUAUACAAGUAAAACCUACAACUUUCUCUAUAAAAAUACAAUGCAGAAGACUGGUUAAAAAAAAAAUCUUGAGAAAAAAAAAAUCAAGACAAAGCUUGGUAUUUGGAAACCUGCCUUCGGAGCCAUUGCAAGGUGCCAGUGUAAUAUUUUCGACUCCGAAAAAAAAUAUAGGACCAACUGGAUCAGCAACUCUUAACAGUGUACCUGAGUUUCAAGAAAGUUGUAGAGCUAGACACGAACUACUACCUGCCACGCUUUUAUCCGAAUUGACAAUUUCACCUAUACAACCUACUGAAGACCCUGAAGUCACUGUUAUUGUGGAGGAAUCUACUCUGCAUGCCCCUAUAUCUGUUUUAGAAGUAGAUAAAAGUUUAUCAACAAUCACAACUCCAGUCUCAACAAAUGAAAGUAGUUCAAGUGAUGAUGAGGGAGACUCAGUUCAUUCAGAUGAUGAAGACUACGAAGAAGAGGACAGUCAGCAUGUGCUGAGUGAAAAAUUUGUAAAUGUAAAUGUACCACAUCAUGAAGAAAGAAAAUUCAUAGUUUAUGAAAGCUGUUUGGACACAUACUAUACUAUACUAUACAAGAUGCCUUGUACCUCUAAUCCACCCUGCAACAAAAAAAUACUAAGAGUGUAUAAAAAAACAAAGGGAUCAUAUAUUUCAGUCUUUGCUGAAUGCGAGGCCAAACAUUUAAAACGCAUAUGGCAGAGCCAGCCCCGAUUGGGAAAGAAACCAUUUGGAAAUUUACAGUUAGCUACUGCUAUCAUUACUAGUGGAAACACUUACAUCAAAAUCCAACAGUUCCUAAAAAUAUUUAAUAUUUUGGGAAUUAGCCAGGCUACUUACUACCGUAUCCAAAAAAUAUAUAUAUUUCCUGCAAUUGAAAAUUCUUGGACAAUUAAUCAAAAAUAAGAAAUGGAAAAAAUAUCACAACAUGCAGUAUGUGUUGCUGGAGAUGGACAAUGUGAUUCACCCGGGCACAGUGCAAAAUAUUGCAUAUACACAUUGAUGGAUGUAGAAACUAACAAAAUAUUGAAUUUCAACAUUCAACAAAUCGGUAUUGGUUUAUCCUCUGUUGCCCUUGAAAAAAUAGCGUGCAAGAAUGCCUUGGAAUUUCUACUGCAAAAUAAAGUGGACAUAGACAUCAUUUGCACUGACCGGCACGUAUCCAUCAGAAAAAUGCUGCGUGAGGAAUAUAAAACAAUUGGUCACCAGUUUGAUGUCUGGCACUUAGCUAAAUCUAUUGGAAAAAAAGCUACUUGCCGUCAGCAAAAAAAAAACUAAAAACUGCCAAGAUUUAGCAGAAUGGAUAGGACCAAUUAAAAAUCAUUUAUGGUGGAGUUCUAAUACUUGUGAAUGCAAUCCAGAUGAACUUGUAAACAGAUGGAACUCUGUCUUGUACCAUGUCACCAACGUUCAUUUUUGGAAGGAUGAUAAUGGUCAGGAAUCAUCUUGUCAUCAUGACCAACAUUCAGUCCACCCGAAAAUGGUUAAAAAAACAAAGUGCCUGUUAUGUUGAACUUGGAAAAAUUGUCAUGGAUACAAGACUACAAAAAGACCUUAGACAUCUUAGCAACUUUUGUCACACUGGAGAUCUGGAAGUGUUUCAUAGUUUACUAACAAAAUACAGGCCUAAAAGACUUCUGUCACGAUUCGGCUUCCAGGUAGUGGAUCCUCUGUGUCAGCGAGGGAUUGGCGUGGACCGUGCUAGUGGACCGGUUCUAAGAGGCUACUGGUUUUCACCAGAGCCCGCCGCAAAGCGGGAUGGUCUUGCUGCGGCAGUACCAACCAGGUCGUAUCCACUAGCAACGGCUCUACCUCGCUGACUGCUGAGAAGGCGUGGGACAGAAGGACUAGGCAGAGGCAAGGUCAGACGUAGCAGAAGGUCGGGGGCAGGCGGCAGGGUUCGUAGUCAGGAUGGGUAGCAGAAGUUCAGGUAACACAGGCUUUGGACAACACUAAACGCUUUCACUGGCACAAGGCAACAAGAUCCGGCAAGGGAGUGCAUGGGAGGAGAUCAGAUAUAGCCAGGGAGCAGGUGGAAGCCAAUUAAGCUAAUUGGACCAGGCACCAAUCAUUGGUGCACUGGCCCUUUAAGUCUCAGAGAGCUGGCGCGCGCGCGCCCUAGAGAGCGGAGCCGCGCGCGCCAGCACAUGACAGCAGGGGACCGGGACGGGUAAGUGACCUGGGAUGCGAUUCGCGAGCGGGCGCGUCCCGCUGUGCGAAUCGCAUCCCCAACGGCCAAGACAGUGCAGCGCUCCCGGUCAGCGGGACUGACCGGGGCGCUGCAGGGAGAAAGACGCCGUGAGCGCUCCGGGGAGGAGCGGGGACCCGGAGCGCUAGGCGUAACAGUACCCCCCCCCUUAGGUCUCCCCUUCUCUUUGUCCGGUAACUGCCUCCCCUGGGAUGAGGACACCGGAAAGAAUGGAGGGUUUCCUCAUCGGCAGGCAGUACAGCAGGAGUGGGAAUGGGGAGGGAGGGCAGAGGGCGAGGCCUGGCACGGGGCAGUGUGACACCAGGACGGGGGCCAUGGGGAGGCACAGAGGCUUGCCUGACGGGACUGGGAGGGGGGGAGAGGCACUUCCUGUGGCAGGCAGAGUCCCAGUUCCUGAUCUCCCCGGUGGUCCAAUCAAUGGUGGGGGAAUGAAGCCGGAGCCAAGGCAGACCGAGGAGGACCUCAGAGGUACAGUUGGGGAGAAUGAAGAACUCAAUCCUCUCAAGGUGGGGUCCAAUAGACAUGAGGAGGGGCUCUGUGCGGUAACUAGUGUUGAGCGGCAUAGGCCAUAUUCGAAUUCGCGAAUAUUCGCGAAUAUAUGGACGAAUAUUCGUCAUAUAUUCGCGAAUAUUCGCAUAUUCGUUAUAUUCCCGUUUUAUUUUCGCAUAUGCGAACAUUUGCGUAUGCGAAAACUAUCAUAUGUGCAUAUUAGCAUAUACAAAAUUAACAUACGCGAAAAUUCGCAUAUGUGAAAAUUCGCAUGUGCUAAUUUUCGCAUAUGCUAAUUUUCGCAUAUGCGAAUUUUCGCGCGCCAGUCUCACACAGUAGUAUUAGAGCCUUCUUUACACCACACAAGCUGGAAGCAGAGAGGGAUGAUCACUGUGAUGUGUACUGUGAAAAAAAAAAAAAAAAAAAAAAAAAAAAAAAACAA